AUGGUAAUAGUAAGUAGCAGGGAAACCUCAGAGAACGAGACGAGGCCAUUGUCAUUGAAAGGGAUGAUAGGUCAGUUAAUGCAGAGCAAGAUGCAGAUUUUUAUAUCCAUCCUUGCAAAUGUUCUUUUCCUCCACCAUGCAUGCGGGAAGAACCACAAACCAAAACCUACUGAUGUUGAUGCAACUGCAUACACAUUUGCUUUGACAGUUGUAGACAGUCUAGCACAUGCUGACAAAACGACACUUGAUCUUGGAGAAUCAGCCAAACUUAAAUUUGCCAUGACAAUCGACACCUAUGAAUCAAAUAUGGAUUUUGCGGGCGCACGUGUAACUAACUGCAUCGUUGACAAAGUGGCGGCAUUCAACUCUCCAGCAAUCAAGUUUAUCGACGGAGAUGGGUGCUUCUUGGACGUGGAUAUUUUUGAGAAUAUGAAUACAAAUGUAGGUUUCGUUAAAGAUGUGUCAUCAACCCUGGACGGAAAUAUAAAAACGUACAUUGCAUACUCACCUAAAUUCGAGAUGUCUGCAUUUACAAACAAUCCGGUCGAUGCUGCUAAUGCCUUGUAUUUUAGAUGUGACGUCACACUAUGUAUGGAGGACAGUGACACAACAACCGCUGGGCAGUGUGGAGCUGCUCACUGUUCCCGUUCGAGUAGAAGGAAGAGAGAUGCUCAUGAGCGUUCAGGCAUGUUUGUAGAAGCUUCAGUAAACAUUACAAAACAAGGUACAAAUAAAGACUGCAUUAAAUGUUCAGAAACAACUACCUUCAAGUUAUCCAUCGGUGUUCUUGGUACAAUAACAGCUAUAGUUUUUUGGUCUCAUGGUACUGUCCUAUACCGAAGCUAGACACGCAGCAAUGUCGUUGUCAAGGAAACACCGGAAAAUCGAAGACCGGAAGCGACUACAGUAAAGAUUCGAGUGUGUCUCCUUCAUCUUGUUCAGUAACAGGAAGUGACGAUAAAAGAAAUAGAAGCUGACUGUCAAGAAAGUGAUGUGUUUUUUCGCAUAUGUCGAAAGCAACAUUCAAAUGAAAAAUAGCCAAAAGAUCAAGUUGAUAAUUUCUUUUUUUCUACGACUUUUUCCUUCAUUUUUUCUUUUUUAUGAAAUGAGCUCAAUUAUUUUAAUACAAUAUUAUGAAUUAUUUUAGUUACUUUUAACAAUGGAGAGCCCUUGACACUCUCCAA
This is a messenger RNA of Ruditapes philippinarum (Manila clam), 1184 nucleotides long. RefSeq lists its product as uncharacterized. Bases 1 to 846 code for a protein of 281 amino acids. NCBI's taxonomy places the organism in Eukaryota, Metazoa, Mollusca, Bivalvia, Venerida, Veneridae. The transcript has 9 exons. The record is from RefSeq and is a predicted model, not a curated record.